AUGGAUUUAGCUUGUACCAGGCCCGCUUAUACGACGGUUCUUAGAGGGAAUCGGGUCUCUAACCAGAAAUCCUCCGGUUCCGACGCCGAGACCUCACCACCUGUUUACCGCAUCUCCUAUGAAUUAAUUCAGAUAUCUCCUUUCCUAGUGCAGAAAUCUAUCUCCGCAACAGUUGGGGAAGUUGCAUCUGUUAAAAAAAUGAGAUCUGGUGACUUGCUUGUAGAGGUUAGUACUCGAAAUCAAGCCCAGAAUAUUCAAAAAGUGAAAGCUCUGGCCACGAUUCCUGUUAAUAUCAGCCCCCACACAUCAUUAAACACAUCUCAAGGCGUCAUUACUUGCGGUGAAAUAUUUAACCUCCCUUUAGACUACAUUCAAGAGGAGUUAAAACCACAAGGUGUAAUAAAAGUUCGCCGCAUUACCAUCCGGCGAGAAGGACAAAUACUGGAAACUAAGCAUCACAUCAUCACUUUUAAGUCGCCAAAACUGCCAGAUUUCAUAUAUGCAGGUUAUAUCAAGCUACCUGUCCGACCAUAUAUCCCAAACCCACUUAGAUGUUUCAAGUGCCAGCGUUUUGGGCACUCUAAAGCUAAUUGCCGCGGAACUGUUACUUGCGCCCGUUGCUCUGAAAAAGGGCAUGAAAGCCAACAAUGUUCUGCACCAGAGAAGUUCGUAAACUGCAAAGGUGAGCAUACUUCUUUCUCUCGGUUAUGCCCACGCUGGAAACUUGAAAAACAAAUUACCACUACAAAAAUUAAAGAGGAAAUCUCAUAUUCCGAAGCACGAAAGAAAGUACUUUUACAGACACCGUUACCUGGUGUAAGCUAUGCAUCCGUGGUCCAGAAAAAUUGUUGUGAAAACUGUACUAAGAAGACUUCACCUCGAGAAGUCUCCCAACCUAUGCCAGUCGCUAAUUUUAGCUCUUCGACCAUUAAAUCCAAAUUAGAUGAUAAAAUGGAUGAAGCCAACUCUAUGCUUGAAACUAUGUUCACAGAUAAACCCAACCAAAACACUGAUAGCGAAAUAGAAUCGGAUAAUGCAAUAGUAUAUAAUCCUCAUGAAACAAUUGAUGAAACACCACCUGCUCCGGAACAUUCUACCGAUUCCACCACAGUGGACAAAACUGUUUUUAGACAAAGUCUUCAAAAAAGUAUGGUUGAAUGGGUUGACCCAAAAAAAUUUUACAGUCAACCUUCAAAUACACCUAUUCACAAGAAAUACUUGAAGAAACAUCGAAUAAAAAGGUUACAAUGA
Messenger RNA from Argiope bruennichi, 1251 nucleotides. RefSeq lists its product as uncharacterized. NCBI's taxonomy places the organism in Eukaryota, Metazoa, Arthropoda, Arachnida, Araneae, Araneidae. Gene Ontology annotation, molecular function: zinc ion binding; nucleic acid binding. Bases 1 to 1251 code for a protein of 416 amino acids. The record is from RefSeq and is a predicted model, not a curated record. The transcript is spliced from 3 exons.